Gadus morhua (Atlantic cod) is the source of this 4672-nucleotide messenger RNA. RefSeq lists its product as uncharacterized. Gene Ontology annotation, molecular function: protein binding; zinc ion binding. The record is from RefSeq and is a predicted model, not a curated record. Lineage: Eukaryota; Metazoa; Chordata; Actinopteri; Gadiformes; Gadidae. The coding region runs from base 109 to 3576 and encodes 1155 amino acids. The transcript has 5 exons.
AUUCAUAGAAACCAAAGCAAACCGACGUGGAAGCAGUUCCCUCUUUCAGGAGAAAAAUAAAACGCAUUUUGGAACAAAUUGUCUGACGGACAGAAAACACAACAGGGAAUGGCCUCUGCUAUCACUUCCUGUUCUGAGGAGGACUUUUCAUGUUCCAUCUGUCUGGAUGUGUUCAGCAGCCCGGUUACCACACCAUGUGGACACAACUUCUGCAGAACCUGUAUUACAAAGUUCUGGGAUGAACAAGUCAAGUACAAAUGUCCUGUUUGCAACAAGAUUUUCGACACAAAACCUGACCCACAGGUCAAUACCCUCUUAUCACAGCUGGCUGCUCAGUUUAGAACAACCGUACGAGUUAAAGAGCAGCCUUGUGUUGAACCAGCAGAAGUUCCCUGUGACUUCUGUACUGGGACCCAACAGAAGGCUGUGAAGUCCUGCCUAGAGUGUUUUAUGUCUUACUGCCAAACCCACCUGGAGCCACAUCAGAGAGUCACUCGCCUGCAGAAACAUCGGCUGGUCGAGCCUAUGGACCGUCUGGAAGACAGGAUGUGUAAGAAACACGACCGACUUCUGGAGCUCUUCUGCCAGACUGAACAAGUGUGUGUGUGUCAGUUCUGCACAGAGUCAGACCACAAGUCCCAUCCUGUUGUACCUCUGAAGGAGGAAUAUGAAGUGAAGACGGCCCAGCUGGGGAAGAUAGAGGCUGACGUUCCGCAGAUGAUCCAGGAGAGAAAAGAAAAGAUUAAGGAGAUAAAAGGCAAAGUAGAACUGAGCAACAAAGUUGCAGACAGAGAGAUAGCCAUUGGUGGGCAGGUCUUCACUGCUCUGAUAGGCUGUGUUGAAAAGUGCCGCGAUGAAUUCAACCAAACGGUUCAAGAGAAACUGAAAUCCACAGAGAAACAAGCUGAAGACCACAUCAAAGAGCUGGAGCAGGAAAUAGAAGAUCUGACCAAUAGAUGCUCAGAGGUGAAGCAGCUCUCACACACUGAAGACCACCUCCACUUCCUCCAGACCUUCAGAUCCCUGAAGGAUCCUCCACCCACCAGGGACUGGACCACGGUGGAGGUCCGUCCUCCGUCAUACGUAGGGACCUUGAGGAGAUCCCUGGAUCAGCUGGAGGAGACACUGAACAUGGAGAUGAAGAAGCUGAGUGAUGAUGCUGAACUGAAGAGGGUCCAGCAGUAUGAAGUAGAUGUGACUCUGGAUCCUGAUACAGCUCAUCCCUCGCUCAUCCUGUCUGAGGAUGGGAAACAAGUACAUUGUGGAGGCGUAGCGAAGGUACUCCCAGUCAACCCUAAGAGAUGUACAGGGUAUACAUGUGUUCUCACGAGGCAGAGCUUCUCCUCAGGGAGAUUUUACUUUGAGGCACAGGUUAAAGACAAGACUGCAUGGUGGUUAGGAGUGGCCAGAGAGUCCAUCGACAGAAAAGGUGGGAGCACGUGGACCCCUGAGACGGGUUACUGGUUUCUUCAAUACACAAAGGAUAGGUUUGUAUUUAGAGAUAACCCUGAUGUCCGUCUCCCCCUGAGAGCUGAGCUCCAGAAGGUGGGGGUGUUUGUUGAUUAUGAUGAGGGUGUGGUCUCCUUCUAUGAUGUGGAAGCCAGGGUUCAUCUCUACUCUGCUACUGGCUGCACCUUCAGUGAGCCUCUCUAUCCACUCCUCUACCCAGGUCCCCGUGAUUAUAGAGGUAACAACUCUGCCCCCCUGAUCAUCUCACCUGUCAAUCAAACACAGCACACCUGGAAGGUCCUUCAGCCCCCUGGAUCCCAGCAGGUCUCUAUGGGGUCCUGCCCCCUGACGAGAGGAGAGGAUGUCUUGUUCGGGAAACGAAACUUAACAUUCAUAGAAACCAAAAGCAACCGACGUGGAAGCAGUUCUCUCUUUCAGGAGAAAAGUAAAACGCAUUUUUGGAACAAAUUGUCAGACAGACAGGAAACACAACACGGAAUGGCCUCUGCUAACACUUCCUGGUCUGAGGAGGACUUUUCAUGUUCCAUCUGUCUGGAUGUGUUCAGCAGCCCGGUUACCACACCGUGUGGACACAACUUCUGCAGAACCUGUAUUACAAAGUUCUGGGAUGAACAAGUCAAGUACAAAUGUCCUGUUUGCAACCAGAUUUUCGACACAAAACCUGAUCCACGGGUCAAUACCCUCUUAUCACAGCUGGCUGCUCAGUUUGGGACAACCGUACGAGUUAAAGAGCAGCCUUGUGUUGAACCAGCAGAAGUUCCCUGUGACUUCUGUACUGGGACCCAGCAGAAGGCUGUGAAGUCCUGCCUAGAGUGUUUUAUGUCUUUCUGCCAAACCCACCUGGAGCCACAUCAGAGAGUCGCAGUCCUGAAGGGACAUCGGCUGGUCGAGCCUAUGGACCGUCUGGAAGACAGGAUGUGUAAGAAACACAACCGACUUCUGGAGCUCUUCUGCCCGACUGAACAGGUGUGUGUGUGUCAGUUCUGCACAGAGAUAGACCACAAGUCCCAUCCUGUUGUUCCUCUGAAGGAGGAAUAUGAAGUGAAGACGGCCCAGAUGGGGAAGAUAGAGGCUGAAGUUCCACAGAUGAUCCAGGAGAGAAAAGAAAAGAUUAAGGAGAUCAAAGACAGAGUAGAACUGAGCAACAAAGAUGCAGACAGAGAGAUAGCCAUUGGUGGGCAGGUCUUCACUGCUCUGAUAGGCUGUGUUGAAAAGUGCCGGGAUGAAUUCAACCAAACGGUUCAAGAGGAACUGAAAUCCACAGAGAAACAAGCUGAAGACCUCAUCAAAGAGCUGGAGCAGGAAAUAGAAGAUCUGACCAAUAGAUGCUCAGAGGUGAAGCAGCUCUCACACACUAAAGACCACCUCCACUUCCUCCAGACCUUCAGAUCCCUGAAGGAUCCUCCACCCACCAGGGACUGGACCACGGUGGAGGUCCGUCCUCCGUCAUACGUAGGGACCUUGAGGAGAUCCCUGGAUCAGCUGGAGGAGACACUGAACAUGGAGAUGAAGAAGCUGUGUGAUGAUGCUGAACUGAAGAGGGUCCAGCAGUAUGAAGAAGAUGUGACUCUGGAUCCUGAUACAGCUGCUUCCAAUCUCAUCCUGUCUGAGGAUGGGAAACAAGUACAUCAUGGAUGUGUGGGGAAGGUACUCCCAGACAACCCUAAGAGAUUUACAAAGUAUAUAUUUGUUCUUACGAGGCAGAGCUUCUCCUCGGGGAGAUUUUACUUUGAGGUGCAGGUUAAAGACAAGACUGUAUGGUGGUUAGGAGUGGUCAGAGAGUCCAUCUACAGAAAAGGUAAGACCACGUGGACCCCUGAGACUGGUUACUGGACUCUUCACUACUACAAGGAUGGGUUGGUAUUUAGAGAUAACCCUGAUGUCCGUCUCCCUCUGAGAGCUGAGCUCCAGAAGGUGGGGGUGUUUGUUGAUUAUGAGGAGGGUGUGGUCUCCUUCUAUGAUGUGGAAGCCAGGGUUCAUAUCUACUCUGCUACUGGCUGCACCUUCAGUGAGCCUCUCUAUCCAAUCCUCAGCCCAGGUCCCCAUGAUUAUAAAGGUAACAACUCUGCCCCCCUGAUCAUCUCACCUGUCAAUCAAAAAGACUAGGACCUUUGUUUGAUAAUAAAACAAAGAAACAACCAAAACAACUAAUGUUGUUUACUGAAUUAGAAUCUCUACUAUGUGAGGUCUGAGAGAACUGCUUUAAUGUCGUACUGCUGACAUUUAACAAGGAGAUAUUCUUUAAGAAUAUAAUCACAGUUGUUGCAUUAACUCAUUAUAAAUGGUUAGAUUACAAUCUAUCUCAUUCAUGUUUUCUCCUGAUUUUUUUAUACGUUUAAUGCUAUAACAUAGUUACAGUUGCAAUCAUGUAGAAUAUUUUUAGAUGAUUCAUUUGUAUAAUAAUGACCUCAUAACCCCUUACUUAAAAUGUCUAUUGGUCUAUCUUCUGAACACUUGAUUUAUUUUAUUAAAAAGAAAAGGCAAAAAAUGUAAUGUGUGGGUCUACAUUAUCAUUUCACUGGAAUAGGUACAAUCUAGUCCAACAGUGUUUUGUAGAAAUAAUUUCUCAGUGCGAUACAAAUAUUAAAUUAGUUUGUUGACAAUAUCCUUAUUUUGUUCAAUUUGAGAUUGAUGGAAUGUUUAAAAUCAUUGAAAAAAAUGUAAACGUCUUUCAUUUUUUAAUCAGUAAUUGACUUAAUCUCUACCAUACAACAACCCUUCAUAUAUUACACCCUUAAACAAAGCUCACAGUGGUAGCAUGUAAAGAUUCUCCCAAUGUGUGUGAGUACCGUGACUUUGUCUUGUCGGCUCUCCUCUCCUCUCUUCUCUCUCCUCUCUCUUCUCCUCCUCUUCUCUCUCCAUCCUCUUCUCUCUUCUCUCUCUUCUCCUCCUCUCCUCUCUCUCCUCUCUCUCUUCUCCUCCUCCUCUCUCUUAUCUCUGCUCUCUUCUGUAACUCAGAUUGUGUUCAUUAUUGUCGUACAUUACAUUACUUAUGGUCUAAAUAAGUCUCCAAGUGUGUCGUUAGUCGCCUUUCAGAAAUAAAGGCACUCAUAGGAUCAAAGAUACGUGCACAACUGUUAAGGAUCUGUAAUAUUUGGUACUAUUCUUUAGUCAUUCUGUCUAUGAUGUACUUGUAAGUGACUAUUUUUCAGUUAUAUUUGUUGUUAAAGCAUAAUGGUAAUAAACAACUCUGUCCAACCCA